AUGGAAAAAUAUAGUGAGCAAGAUGCUAAGUUAGAUGAAGAAUUUAAUGAAACAUUGCAUCGGAUAAGGCAAAUUUUGAAGAUUAAAUCAUUGGAUGAUAUAAAUUUAUGUGAAUCUUGGUUAGAAAAAUUAAAAACUGCUAAAAACCAGCGAGUUUUGAGAAAUAAAUAUAUACUUGAAUUAUAUCGGUUGAUAAAAGCUGGUAGCUUGACUGGAAUAUUCAAAGAGUUUCCUUCAAAGUCCGUUUUGAUGUCUGUUAAUUAUUCUGAUGAGGUUAAUCCUGAUUCAGUUUCAAGUGUCAUUGAGACCAGCAGUUCAGAAAGUGAAAGAAAUUCUUCAAGAGAGAUUAAAUAUCCCCGAGAUCAAAGCAAUGGAUGCAAAGCAUCAUCUUAUAAAAUGCAGCUAGCUACUUCAAAAAAAAGGAUACAAUUUCUCGCGGACGUUGUCAAUGAAUUGCAUGAACAAAAUGAUAGAUUGAAACAAAAGUUGAAGAAAUGUAACACUGACGUGAGUACGGACUUCAAUAAAAUAAUCGAGAAACAAAAAUUUGAAGUAGAAGAGUUGAAAUCAAGGUUAGAGAAAGCUGAGUUUGAUGGAAAGGAGUUGGAAAAAAAUCAUAGAGAUAUUGUCGAGCAGUAUAAAGGUACUAUGCUGGAACAAAUCAGUGAAUUUAAGAGCUGUUUGCAGACUGAACAGGCCAAGAAUAUUCAGCUGAUUGAUAGGAUAGCGGUUCUGACGCAAGAAGUUGAAGCGCUGAAGCUCGAGAAGCUAAAUGAAGUUAAAUGUGUUGAGAAAAAAUAUUUCGAUGAGUUAGAGUCGAAUAAAUCUCACUAUGAGACGCUGCUCAAGGAAAAGGAACAAGAGAUUCAGGUUCAAAUGGGAAUUGUUGGUCAAUUGAAAGAAGAAAUUUUUGCUGCGGCGAGAAAAGUUCAAGAUAUGGAGGAUAAAUUGCAGAUUAAAUUGGAAAAUGAAAAUAAAUUACAAGAUAUACUUACUGAUCAGUAUUCGUCGAUUAAAGAAGAAUUUGUGAAGAUAAGAAAUGAAAUGCAGCUUGCUAAUGAACAUCAUCAACAUUAUCUCGAGGAAAAAGUAUCAAAGUUGAAGAAAAACCUUUUAAAAGUUGAGGUAUCAAAGCAUAAAAUGAGUUCUCAGUUUAAAAGAAAAAUAUUUGAAGUUUUAAAGACUAAAGAAUUGGAAAUCACGACACUGCAAAUGCAAAUCGAAGGACAGAAAAGUGGAUCUACUAAUUCUGUUACUUUAGAAAAACAAUCUGAAGUUAAUAAUAUUUUUAAUCAGGUGCAAGAGAGUUAUAAAGAAGCUUGGGCUUCCAAUGAAGCUGUGGUUGAUAUUCAGAAGCAACAAUUUCUCCAGAAAAUUAUAGAGCUGGAGAAUCAAAUAAGAAACAUAAAGAACGGACUAAUGGAAAAAGAAUUUUAUGUUUAA
Molecule: messenger RNA, 1443 nt
Organism: Cotesia congregata
Lineage: Eukaryota; Metazoa; Arthropoda; Insecta; Hymenoptera; Braconidae
Source: the annotation of a GenBank genome assembly